Anolis sagrei ordinatus is the source of this 2668-nucleotide messenger RNA. It is a transcript of the gene PLEKHN1, whose product is annotated as pleckstrin homology domain containing N1. The record is from RefSeq and is a predicted model, not a curated record. Gene Ontology annotation, molecular function: phosphatidylserine binding; cardiolipin binding; phosphatidylinositol phosphate binding. Lineage: Eukaryota; Metazoa; Chordata; Lepidosauria; Squamata; Anolidae. Gene Ontology annotation, cellular component: mitochondrial membrane; cytoskeleton. Gene Ontology annotation, biological process: response to hypoxia; positive regulation of apoptotic process; 3'-UTR-mediated mRNA destabilization.
CUCUUUCUUUUGGCCUCCUCCCUUGGCUUCUGUGCUCUGCUGCCCAGCUGUUCCUGGAUUAGAGAGUCGUGGAGCAGGCGCUUGAACCACCCGCAACAACAUGGGGAACAUGGCUUGUGUUCCCCACGCCUCUGGGAGGCUCAGAUAUUCCUUUUCGAGGAAGCCCUCGCUCAGGAAAGAACAAGACAGUAAGAAGAAACUAGCCGGCCUUUUUGGUUUCGAACCAGGGCAGGAGAGGGAUGUCACCUCCGACAAGAUACUCCAGUAUAUCCCUGGAAAAAGCCUCGCUGCCCAGGAAAAUGGGAAGGAAAACAUUGACCAGCGGUUCCCAGGACUGUUCAAGAAGGGCAGGAGGAAGACCGUGGUGCGUAACCUGGGGAAAAUUAUCUAUUACUCCAAGGUCAAAUUCAAGUUCCAGCAUUGUCAGGAAGUGAACGAUUGUUACCUGGAGCUCUUUCAAGCCUACCUCUAUUUCCAGUCCCUUGGUCCAAAUGGACUCACCUACCAGGGUUUGCUCCCCUUGAGAGAACUCCAACUGACCGAACUCGAGAGCCCAAAGGGAACCGAACAGGAAGUUCACGCUUUCCAAAUCACAGGUCAUUUGCUCAGUCCCCUGAUCGUCUACUGCCCCAACCGGACGGAAGUCAAGCGCUGGCUCUAUCACUUGGAGAAGCAGAUCCAUUUGAAUGGAGGGAGCCUCGACCUGCCCUUCCUCACUCAGAAUGACCUGAAACAGAGUGCGGUGGGUCGCGAGCAGCUCCGGUGGUCCGUGCAGCACGCCCCUGUGCAAGAAUGGAGGGGGACCCAGCGGGAGUCUCUGGGUGACAUUUUGUGCGUCUCUAAAGUGCCCCAUCUUCUGCCUUUCCAGGAGGCUCAUGAUAGGUUGUUGAUCCUCUAUCCAUCCACCCUGGUAAUCGUAUCUGAAGAACGUAACAGUCUCUACUUUAAGGGAGAAUUGCCCUUGAAUGCCAUCCAAGUCCAGUUCGAAGAAAACCAGAAAACAUCUUUUCUAAUAGAAGGUCGGUUAAUCAAUUCCAUCCGAGUGAUUUGUCCCUCAUAUGAAGACUACCAGGAGUGGCUCUAUUGCCUCAAAACGGCCCAGUUCCGCAAUGCGGACUCCUCCCUCUCUGGAUCAGAGAGCUUCUCGGGACCAAAACCACCACAUUUGACUCAGUUCUCAGGAAGUGGUAGAGGCUCACUCACCUCCGACGGCCGAACCAAUUCCUGGGCGUCCGGAGGGAAGGGCGCAACGUCCACUCACCAUUCCCAGAACAGCACAGGCUCCCGUUCUGAGAAGCAGUCGUUUGGAGUGAUGCCAGAGAACCAGUUAGCAGAAGGUCCUCAGCCAGUCCAUUGUCUAGGAAAUCCAGCGAUUCCAAAACCCGAACUGAAAAGGAAAGGGAGCUCUCGGAGGUCCAAAGGGAAGUGUGGCCCACAGCAACCGCAAAUCAACAGUCAAGACUCGGAACGGAGCAAUUUCCAGCUCAUCCCUGAGCACGCCAGUGGGGAAGUCUUGUCUCCGGUGUACAAUGAGCCAUACACAGCCCUGGUCCAACAACAACAGCACCUUGCCGGUCCACAGCUGUAUUUGGAUCUGAACCAUCUGAAACAAUGGAACUCGCCGAGGAGUCAGGCUUGCACAGCGCCCCAAAAUGUGAACACGCCUUUGUCAUGCUCCCCCAUGUAUGCCGACCCUUACACACCCAAUUCCCCCACUUUGCACGGGGCAUCGGACUCCAAGUUUGCAGAAGAGUUCAUGCGGCACCAUGGAGAGUCCACCUUGGAGCAGCAGAACGGCUACCCCGCCAUGCCGGUGUCGGUCCCCAUCACCCAUCACCUUCCAAUGCAAAAGAAGAACCCUGGGAACCACUGGCGAGAGCCACCUACUGCUCAGCGAUCCAGCCCAGUUUUGAAUUUUUCAGCAAUGCCUCCAUCAGACAAUGACUACCUGACUGCCCACACCUUGUCCAGAGAUAGGGAAGAACUUCGGUUGCCUUCCUUGCCAACAUCAGAGAAAAGCAUUGGGACGUACAACCUGCCAGAAAGCGGACGGGAACGUCUCGACUCGACCUAUCACGACUAUGCUGAACUCCAGAGCUUUCAGAGCGACUUCAGUUACGACAACAUCUGGGAUAUGGAGACAAAGGACAAUGAUAUCUAUCAUUGCUAGAGGCUUAAAUGACUUGAAGAGAGUCAGAAAGAAACAUGCCUUCCACUCUGUUUCCUGCCGUUCUCUGCUGAAUAAUGUAAAAGACUGGAUGCCGAGUCCCUGGCAAUCCACUUUUCUCCCCCGCUUUCCCUCUCUUCCUUCACUUUGUUGUUGUGGUGCUAUGACAAAUGGGUCUGGAAAAGAGCCUGGAAUUUCACCAAGCCCAUUCAGUCCACAGCGGUGACCUUUGUCGGUACAUGUCUGGGAUCCUGGGCUGUCUGGAGUUGCUAGGCAGAAAAGCUUUUGCGGUUGGCUUGCGUCCCGUCGGAUCUGUGGAUCUUGCCAUUUCCCAGUUCGAAAAGAUCAAGAGGCAAAGCAAGCUUGUGUUUGUAAAUAUGCCCUUCAGUUCAAAGGCUGUGGAAGGAUGGAAUGCAAACUCAGUGCCUUAUUGGUGGAGCAAUGCGAACCUGAAACUCCUCUGAAAUAACAGCCCAACAGUAUUCAGGGUCCGGGAAUGAA